Messenger RNA from Arachis ipaensis, 1178 nucleotides. Its product is annotated as rac-like GTP-binding protein ARAC8. Gene Ontology annotation, molecular function: GTPase activity; GTP binding. NCBI's taxonomy places the organism in Eukaryota, Viridiplantae, Streptophyta, Magnoliopsida, Fabales, Fabaceae. Gene Ontology annotation, biological process: small GTPase-mediated signal transduction. The record is from RefSeq and is a predicted model, not a curated record.
AUUUAUUUAUUAUAUAUUAGUUUUCUUAUUUUUUCAUAUGCAAAUUGCAAACAAGUAACAAAAGGCAAAAGAGAUAGAUGAUGAAAAAGGAAAAGCAAGUGCUUCCUAUAGUGUGGAGUAUGUGAGAAUCAUGUGAAGUGCCGCCAUCUCUCUCUCUCUCUCUCUCUCCAUUGAUCAAAAGCUUUCAACUUUGUCAAAUUUUAACAAAAAUAAAACGUACCCUUUUUGUGAGAGCGCUUCGUCUUCUUCUUCUUGGUUUUCAAUACCUGCAUGCUCAUUUGCUACACAAGCAACAAAUUCCCCACUGACUAUAUUCCCACAGUGUUUGAUAAUUUCAGUGCAAAUGUGGUAGUUGAAGGCACAACUGUCAAUUUAGGCCUUUGGGACACUGCUGGGCAAGAGGACUACAAUAGAUUGAGGCCUCUGAGCUACAGAGGCGCAGAUGUAUUUGUAUUGGCUUUCUCUCUUGUUAGUGGCGCGAGCUAUGAGAAUGUCUUGAAGAAGUGGAUCCCGGAGCUGCAGCAUUUUGCCCCUGGUGUUCCAGUGGUACUAGUUGGCACCAAAUUAGAUCUUCGCGAAGACAAGCACUAUCUAGCCGAUCAUCCCAGUCUGGUGCCUGUGACUCGUGAGCAGGGGGAGGAACUACGGAAACGAAUAGGAGCUAGCUAUUAUAUUGAGUGCAGCUCAAAAACUCAGCAGAAUGUGAAGGCUGUUUUCGAUGCGGCAAUCAAGGUGGUGAUCAAGCCUCCACAGAAGCAACAAGAGAAGAAGAAGAAACCGCGUCCCGGGUGUCUAUUGAAUAUCUUCUGUGGAAGGAAUAUUGUUGGUCUUAAAUGAAACAAAUCAUCAUCACCUGAAGGCUUUUUCACUUGUCAUAGGUGGGAAGUUAUUAUUUUGUAUCAACGUUUGCAGCAUAGCUAUAUAUAUAUAUAAUGAUAUGUAUGUAUUAGGAAAUUUAAGCUAAGCUCUUAGAUCUGAUUUCUUGUAAGUAAAGAACAAUUGGCCCUUUUUUUUACUUUGGCUAUUUGUUUAUUAUUUUAUUUUGGUUUGAUAUGCAUAUUGAUAUAUAAUUAUAGUUGGUUCACUUGAAAAUUGUAACGAAGUGCUAGGAGUGAAGACAUGAUUACAUUUGUUUUGCUUAUUCAGCCGAAUCAAUUGUUAAAGAAAAAUGUUUUGCU